Purpureocillium lilacinum is the source of this 300-nucleotide messenger RNA. NCBI's taxonomy places the organism in Eukaryota, Fungi, Ascomycota, Sordariomycetes, Hypocreales, Ophiocordycipitaceae. The record is from RefSeq and is a predicted model, not a curated record.
AUGGAGGGCUAUUAUCGUUGGUGGUCACUGGUCACUCGCUCGCCAUCAGCAGGCCCUGGACCGUCCACACUGGUGUUGCCUGUGUUGGUCCGCUCCUCGGCGGCACGAGCCGGGCAGGCCUGGCUGGGCUUUUUUCAGGGUGUCAUGCGGGCUGGAUUGGUGGCGUAUUCGAGGCUGCAGCGAAUCAGGACUGUGGCGGACGCCCGUUUUGUCCAUUGCGCAUCCCAGCCUGGACGUGUUGGUUGUUAUGUAGGUAGGGGGCAGCCGAGGCUCGACGGUAUGAGGCGAAGCGAGACCUAG